AUGCCUUCCUCGCGUGAGAGACGCACCCUCCUACUCGACUGCACCUCCACCUCUAUUGCCUUGUGGUCAACCGGCUAUGAUCACUUCUCAAUGUCCCAUACGCGUAUCCCCAGGUCGCAACCUGCCCUCUUGGCACCCCAUAGCGUGUUGCGCGCUUUACCGCAGCAGAGCACUACGGGAUUUCAUUGGACCACAGAGAUGACACCGAAGACGAACUUGCGAGAUGAUCACGAAUCGCAAUAA
Molecule: messenger RNA, 243 nt
Organism: Penicillium subrubescens
Lineage: Eukaryota; Fungi; Ascomycota; Eurotiomycetes; Eurotiales; Aspergillaceae
Exons: 1
Coding region: 1-243 (80 amino acids)
Source: RefSeq, a predicted model, not a curated record